Molecule: messenger RNA, 3779 nt
Organism: Culex quinquefasciatus (southern house mosquito)
Lineage: Eukaryota; Metazoa; Arthropoda; Insecta; Diptera; Culicidae
Product: lachesin
Exons: 12
Coding region: 1589-3166 (525 amino acids)
Cellular component (GO): neuron projection
Source: RefSeq, a predicted model, not a curated record
GGACUGACAAGUGCUAAAUUGUUUUAUAGUGAUUCCAGCUGCAGCAAACAUCACUUUACAGCAGAACUGAAGCUGUGCUGGCACAUUCCUUCCAAGUGUGAAAAAUAUCCAUAAAACACAGCAAAUAACAGUUUUACCCCAACAUCAGGGCGAGUGUUGUGCUUUUCAAAAAGAAGCAAAUACAAAAUAAACGAAAAAGAAGAACUUUCCACGUGGAAACGGGCACCUUUCGCCCAAAAGAGUAAAAGGAUAAAAACCGUAACAGUUUGAGGAAAAAAAGUGAGCAAAAAAUAAAAGAGAAGCAUCAAGUGUGAAAGUGAGAAGCCGAGUGAAACAAGAGAUAAAAUAUAAUAAAUUCAGCCAUCGUGAGUUGCUGUUGCUCGCCGUUGAGAAAAAAGGGAAAGUGGCUGCGGAAAAGUGAGUGAAAAGAAGCAACAAAAAAAAAGAAAACCCCGAAACAGAAACGGUGAAAGACAUCGUUUCCCACUUCACUGACUAAGGACACUGAUCGUCGUCGUCCGUUUUUUUUCUGUGAGUGAAUGAGUGGGCAACUAAAAGGCAGCUCAUUUUGCUGGUGAUUUUAAGGAUUCUCGUGCUUUUUUUUUUGCUUCUGCUGUUCUCUGUCAUGUUCGUUGGAUGCUUCCACUGACGGUCGUUGGCGAUUAUCUUUAUCGGUCGGAGCGCACCGUUCUGAAGAGCAGCAGUCUAUCAGACUGAGCUGGACUUUUGACUUCCGUGUCCAUCGAUUUAGACAAUACCAUUUGUCGCUUGUUCAGAUUAGCACGUGACCUCGCCGGGAUCCUUCCAGGCAGGAGCUUUCAAUCUGGGACACGAACCCUGGUGCAGCUUCAGCUACAGCUCAACGACGAGGACGAAAUAACCGACGGCUAAGCCGAUUAUUGUGUCUGUGUCACAUGCAUGAACAGCUGAAGGUGCCACAAUUCAUCUCGUCCUUGGAGCGUAGAACCAGAAACAGGAAAAACGAAACCCACUAAACAGCGCACACAAUUAGAGAGACGCGUCCCAUCUCGAAGGAAAAAGCGCAUUUUCCCUGCCCGAAUGCAUCCCAUCCUUGACAGUGUUGGUGGUGGCCAGCACUAGUGACUACAACAAUCGUCAUUAUUAUCAUCGCAGCAGAUGAAACUUCCCGGAAAGGCAACCACAAUGCAUCAUCAUCAACUGCUGCUGCUGUGUGGGUGUUGUCGGUUACGGUGGGGGUGGUGAAAAAGUCCUAUUACUCGGUUUCCGGAAUAUCAGCAUCUAUAGAGGAGUGUUACACUCAAACACACACACAUACACACUUUUCCGAUGCAAUUAAGGAUUGUUUUGGACCGCGAAAAAUGAACAAACUGUUUUUGGCGAAAGCUGUGGGCGGAAAAUGGAAAAGUGCACCCAGUGAGGCAGAGAGUGAAUAACAAAAAAAUAGCAUAAAAAAGUGGUUAAAAGUGCAUCUUUCCCCCCACCCCUUUCCUCAGGCUCAGUAGUGGCCGCCGGGAGCAUAAAUAUCCUAAAAGUGGCACAGAAAAGGAUUCAACCGAAGUAGUAGCAGCAGCAGCAGCGGCAGACGACGACCAAGUCGGGCAUAGAAAUGGGACACAUUAAUUUUGUGAAGCUGAAGCUUUUGUUGAAUAUAUUGUUUGUAGCCAUACUGGUGAACGGCCACGGAUCGCAACAGGAAGCUCAGCCGGAGUUUCUGGCGCCCCUGGACAAUCUCACGGUGACCCAGGGCCGGGAUGUGUCCUUUACCUGCGUCGUCAAUAACCUGGGCCAGUAUCGGGUUGCCUGGAUCAAGUCCGACUCGAAGGCCAUCCUGGCCAUCCACACCCACAUGGUGGCCGUGAAUCCGCGGCUCUCGGUCACGCACAACGGGCACAACACCUGGAAGCUGCACAUCUCGCACGUCCAGCUCAACGACUCCGGAAGUUACAUGUGCCAGGUGAACACGGAUCCGAUGCGGCACCAGUCUGGCAACCUGGACGUGGUGGUCUCACCGGACAUCCUGAACUCCAACGACCCGAACAGUGCCUCACUGGAGGAGGGCGUUGCCAACGAGGGCGGAAACGUGCAGCUGUUGUGCCAAGCGGUGGGAGUGCCCCUGCCGACGGUGCAGUGGCGUCGCGAGGGAAGCAAGGACAUUAUCGUGCGGUCCGAGGGGCGGGAGAAGCAGGCGGUGAAAGUCGUCGAAGGUGAACGACUCGUCCUGAACCAGGUGCAGCGAACCGACAUGGGCGGAUAUCUCUGCAUAGCUUCCAACGGUGUGCCUCCAUCCGUGAGCAAGCGAUACGAUGUGCAAAUCAACUUUUCACCUAGCGUUAAGGCCGGCAACCAGCUGGUCGGAGCCCCGGUCGAGAGUCACGUCAUGCUCCAGUGCAUCGUCGAAGCUUUUCCCACGCCCCUCAACGGAUGGUACAAACACGACGGAAUCAAACUGUACGAAGGAGAAAAGUACGUUAUCACGGAGGAAAAGCUGAACGUGUUUACCUGGCAGCUCAACCUGACGGUAAAGAACCUCCAGAAGUCGGACUUUGGGGCGUACCUCUGUUCCAGCAUCAACGCACUCGGCAAGGCGGACGCCCGGAUACGGUUGAAUGAACUCCGGUUACCACCGAAGCCGACCACGACGGUCGCGCCGUACAUUCCGCCGACGGCCAAACAGCCCCGCCGGAAGCAGCACCACCAGAACCACGGCAAGGGCGCCCACGACAACACUGGCAAAAACGGAGCCAACGGUGGCAAUGGCUUCAGCCGGGACAGCUACAUCAUCAAUCACAUCCAGGAGAACGACCUGCUCGGCGGGUUCGCCUCGGACGUGCCCCCGCGGGGAGCCCUCGGCGGGGGUGGUCCGGGUGGGUACGGAUCGGGCUCCGGUGGCAACGGUGGUCUGUACGGGUCCGGUGGUGGCAACGGCGGAACGGGCCCCGGCGGAAGCAGCCUGGAGAAGGCACGCAAUACCCAGAUGCCGGCGCCGAAUCCCUCGCGGCAGCCGCCCCUUUGGAUGCGCAACAGUGGCUCCAGGAGUGGCCACCGGUGGUGCUGGUGGACCGGAGUGGGGGCCCUGGCGUGGCUCGGAAGCGGCCUGACCCAGCAGCACCGGGGGAUGACGGCAUUCGUGAGCAGUUGUUGGGCGAUGAUUUAUAGUCUGUUGAUGUUGCUGACAUUUACAUGAAAUUAUGUCUAUGGGUGUUAUCAUUGCUGUUAAGGGGAGGAAUGUGGGGUGAGGCGUGGGUGUGUGUGAGAGAGAGGGAUGUGCGUGUGUGAUGCAUAUUAUCAUUAUUAUAAAUACAUCUGUAUCUAUCCCUAUAAACAGAAAAACACACUCACUCGUACUCAAACAUGUUUAUAUUUAUAAAUACAUUUACGAAUAGUCAAUAUAGGUCAAGCUAAGCAUAGUUGGAUCAUUGGAAUUUCAAGGUAGGUUGGGAAAAGGAUGUUUGAACAGAAUGUACCGUUAUUUUGGACUGCACAAUAUUUGGAUAUUAUUUAUUAGUUUCGGAUAGAACAGACACAGAAUAACAGCAUUGCUCUAAAAUCUUUUGUCCCUAUUCAAACUGUAGUCCCGAUUCGCCCCUGUUUACGGUACCAUAAUAAAAACUGUAGUUAUAGCAAAUAUUGUUCCUAAAUCUAGUUUCACCAGUAAAUGAUUAUGUUUGCCUUUUAACACUGGAACGCCCAACGCAUGUCAGACUUACACGGACGCCCAAGCCUCCCAAAAAAGUUGGAACGGUAACUUCAACUCGCUGGUUCUCGGGCAUUAUUCAACCAAUCGGGACGAUUCUUGU